UAGGAAGUUAGUUGUUCUUUCCUCCCUCCAGAAAAAAUACACUAAAAUGAUCAUCCCCGUUCGUUGCUAUUCGUGUGGGAAGGUUAUAGGGCACAUUUACGAGCAAUAUCAGGCUCUUCUCGACCAAGAUUACACCGAAGCGGAGGCUUUGAAUGCCUUGAAUUUAGAGCGGUAUUGCUGCCGUCGGAUGAUUCUUGCCCAUAUCGAUCUCGCGGAUGAUCUCAUACCAUACAGCGCUCCUGUGGUGGGUACGAUGCCGUUGAUGACUCCGCUCCAAACCCCAACUCCUCAUCGCCGUUAG
Phytomonas sp. EM1 is the source of this 301-nucleotide messenger RNA. NCBI's taxonomy places the organism in Eukaryota, Euglenozoa, Kinetoplastea, Trypanosomatida, Trypanosomatidae. The record is from the annotation of a GenBank genome assembly.